This is a messenger RNA of Suillus bovinus, 588 nucleotides long. RefSeq lists its product as uncharacterized. The record is from RefSeq and is a predicted model, not a curated record. Lineage: Eukaryota; Fungi; Basidiomycota; Agaricomycetes; Boletales; Suillaceae. Bases 1 to 588 code for a protein of 195 amino acids. The transcript has a single exon.
AUGGUCCUUCCCAUAAUUGAUUAUGGGACUGUCCCAUCCACCAUGGUCCUUCUCAUAAUUGAUUACGGGGCUGUCCCAUCCCCUGUGGUCCUUCCCAAGAUUGAUUAUGGGACUGUCCUAUCCUCCCUAGUCCUUCCCAUGAUUAAUUAUGGGGCUUUCCAAUCCUCUGUGGUCCUUCCCAAGAUUGAUUACAGGACUGUCCCAUCCUUCAUGGUCCUUCCCAUAAUUGGUUAUGGGGCUGUCCCAUCCUCCGUGGUCCUUUCUAUAAUUGAUUAUGGGACUUUCCCAUCCACCAUGGUCCUUCCCAUAAUUGAUUAUGAGGCUGUCCAUCCACUGUGGUCCUUCUCAAGAUUGAUUAUGGACUUUCCCAUCCUCCGUGGUCCUUCCCAAGAUUUAUUACAGGCCUUUGCCAUUCUCCUUCCAAAAUUCUUGUAUAUAGCAACCAUGCCUAUCCACCACAAUGCUUCUUCCAAAUCCUUUGUCUAUGUCAAUCCCAAUCUGAAAUCUAUAUGUCUUCAUCAUAUUCCAUUCUGUGGGAUUUGGACAGGAGACAGGAGAUGGAAACAGCAUCAUUGGUUUGAAUAUUGA